UCACAGAGGUAGAUGAUGAAGCCUCAAAAGAGGAGGGGGUCACAGAGGAAGAUGAUGAAGCCACAAUGGAGGAGGGGGUCACAGAGGAAGAUGAUGAAGCCACAAUGGAGGAGGGGGUCACAGAGGAAGAUGAUGAAGCCACAAAGGAGGAGGGGGUCACAGAGGAAGAUGAUGAAGCCACAAAGGAGGAGGGGGUCACAGAGGAAGAUGAUGAAGCCACAAAGGAGGAGGGGGUCACAGAGGAAGAUGAUGAAGCCACAAAGGAGGAGGGGGGUCACAGAGGAAAUUGAUGAAACCUCAAAGGAGGAGGGGGUCACAGAGGAAAUUGAUGAAGCCACAAAGGAGGAGGGGGUCACAGAGGAAAUUGAUGAAACCUUAAAGGAGGAGGGGGUCACAGAGGAACUUGAUGAUGCCUCAAAGGAGGAGGGGGUCACAGAGGAACUUGAUGAUGCCUCAAAGGAGGAGGGGGUCACAGAGGAACUUGAUGAUGCCUCAAAUGAUGAGGGGGGGUUCACAGAGAAAGAUGAUGAAGCCACAAAGAAGGAGGGGGUCACAGAGGAACUUGAUGAUGCCUCAAAGGAGGAGGGGGUCACAGAGGAGCUUGAUGAUGCCUCAAAUGAGGAGGGGGUCACAGAGAAAGAUGAUGAAGCCACAAAGAAGGAGGGGGUCACAGCGGACAAUGACGAUGAUGAUGAUGUGGUCCUCUUAGGGGUGGAGGACCCCCAGCCUUCUGCCACGACUCCUUCCUCCCACGACACGCCCAGCACCGCCUGUCUGGAGCCAGGUGAGGCGCCUGGAGACAUGGUCACAACGAUAGAGGAGGAGGAGGAAAUGGAGGUGGAGGAUGAGGAAGAGGAAACGACCCCCGCUUCUCCUGCAUCUUCCAGCGCUUCCACGGCGGCCGCGGCCCCUCCUAAAACUCCCAGCACAGAAGCAGAGCCCAUAGUGAUCGAGGAUGAGGACGAGGAGGAGGAGGAGGAGGACGCUGAGCAGAAAGACGCCUCCUCUUCCUCCCCCGGUGCACUCAGCAGCACCGAGCCAGACUCCAAGAUCAGGAUCUCCAGCGUCACCACUCUGGGGUCCGGAGGAGAGAAGGGGGGCUCGGCUGGUCCUAAAGAGAAGACCCCGACUCAGGAAGCAGAGGAGGACCAGGAGGACAUGAACCUGAUGAUCACCUCGGUGACCUCACUGCAGGACGGGGCGGCGACUGUGGCAGGUGAAGGCCAGUUGGAGGAAAACGGCCUUCAGAUCAGCAGUUCGUUCAGCCUGACUCCUGAAACCCCAUCUGGUCGCCCGACAGCCUCCUUCAACCCGGGGCGGGGCCAGCUGGUGCAGAACGGAGACUCGGGGACACACAAUAGAGCAGACUUGUGGAUCUCUCAGUCAGCUUCAGUUCCCAGGAACCAGAAGCAGUCGGGGGUGGACUCUCCCUCCCCGGCCUCCUCUCUGCCCAAACCUCCGGGCCAGUCUUCCUCCAACACUUCCUCCUCCGGGUCGCAGCCGCAGGCCAGGACCGUCAAGGUGACCUGUGCUAACUGUAAGAAGCCUCUGAAGAAAGGACAGACGGCCUACCAGCGUAAAGGCUCCACCCACCUGUUCUGCUCCACCACCUGUCUGUCCGCCUUCUCGCACAAACCCGCCCCCAAGAAGAGCUGCACCAUGUGCAAGAAGGACAUCACAAACAUGAAGGGGACCAUCGUGGCCCAGGUGGACUCCAGCGAGGCGUUUCAGGAGUUCUGCAGCACGGGUUGUCUCGGAGCGUACGAGAACAAACAGAACCCGCCCAAAUCAAUCCUCAAAACCAAAUGUACCGUCUGCGGCAAACUCACAGAGUUUUCCCUUCUGCAUUUCUCUCCCUCUCCAAAGAUCCGGCACGAGGUUAGCUUUAAGACUGUGACCCAUAAGAUCUGCAGCGACACGUGUUUCAACGUUUACCGGCGGGCCAACGGGUUGAUCAUGAACUGCUGCGAGCAGUGUGGAGACUACCUGCCCUGCAGAUCCACCGCCAACCACUUCCUGCUGGUGGACGGCCAACAGAAGCGCUUCUGCUGCCAGAACUGCAUCAGGGACUUCAAGCAGGCCAACAGUAAGCUUGCGAGCUGCCUGACGUGUAAAACUCUGAUCAAGACGGGCGAGGUGCUGCACAGCCUGGGGGCGUCCGGCACCAUGGGCUCCUACUGCUCCGUCAACUGCAUGAACAAGAGCAAGAUGGCCUCCACCUCCUUCAUCGCCUCAGAGCCUACAUGUCACUUCUGUAAGAGGAACUCUUUACCGCAGUACCAGGCCACGCUGUCGGAGGGAAACAUCCUGAACUUCUGCAGCUCGCAGUGCGUCACCAAGUUCCAGAACACCACUCUUCAAACGGCCACCAACGGACAGACGGCGCUCUCCACCAGAAACAACGGCGUGCAGCUGAAGUGUAACUACUGUCGAGGAGUGUUCAGCCUGAGGCCGGAGGUCCUGGAGUGGGAGGAAAAGGCGUACCAGUUCUGCAGUAAGACGUGCUGCGAGGACUACAAGAAGCUGCACUGCAUCGUGACGUUCUGCGAGUACUGCCAGGAGGAGAAGACGCUGCACGAGAUGGUCAAGUUCUCCGGAGUCAAGAGACCCUUCUGCAGCGAAGGCUGUAAGCUGUUAUUUAAGCAGGACUUCAUCAAGCGCCUGGGUCUGAAGUGUGUGAGCUGUAACCACUGCAGCCAGCUGUGUAAGAGAGGUUUGACCCGGCAGCUCGGAGGCAUGACGCGAGACUUCUGCAGCGAGGCCUGCGCCAAGAAGUUCCACGACUGGUACCACAAGGCGGCGAGGUGUGACUGCUGUAAGGUUCAGGGGAGCCUGACGGAGUCUGUGAUGUGGAGGGAGGAGAUGAAGCAGUUCUGUGAUCAGGACUGUCUGCUGAAGUUCUACCUGCAGCAGAACGACCCCAUCAUGGUCACACAGAAAGGCCCCGAGAACUGCACCGUGGCGCAAGGGGUCAAACUUGGGAUGGUGAAUCAGGGCACUCUGGCGUACGCUGGUGGAGGUUUGAUGAGAGACGUGAAGAACAAGGCGGUGCUCUGCAAGCCGCUCACGCUCACCAAGGCUACAUACUGCAAGCCUCACAUGCAGAGCAAACUCUUACAGACAGAUGUAGACGAUGGUGUGAAGAGGGAGUAUAUUCCUGUACCGAUACCUGUGCCUGUCUUCAUCCCCGUACCCAUGAACAUGUAUUCCCAGUUCACCCCCACUCCAUUCACUCUGCCUGUACCGGUCCCUGUGCCUGUGUUCCUGCCCACCACCCUGCAGGGGGCGGAGCAGCUCAUCCAGACCUUCAGAUAUCUGAAACGAGAGGCUCCCUCAGACCCUCCGGAGGCCGAUAAGCUCUCUGAGGCCGAGGUGAUUUCAGACGACGAGAAGCCAGACGUGAAGAGGGAGCGUCGAGAGAAGAAGGCCUCGAGCAGCAGCUCAGAGGAGGAAGAGGAGAAGGAUGAAAAGAAGGACGAGGAUAUGGAGGAGGAGAAGGCGGAGGAGAAGGAGGAGGAGGAUGAGGAGGAGGAGGAGAAGAAGGAGGAGGAUGAGAAGAAGGAGCAGGAGAAAGAGGAAGAAAUGGAGGAUAAAGAGGAAGGAAAGGAUGAGGAGGAACAAAAGGAUGAGGAAGAGUACGAGCCCGACCUUGACCUGGAGGCAGACUUUCCUCAAGCCUCAGAGCAUGUUCCAGUCCUGGAGGGAAUGGACGAGGACCUGGGCUUCUCUCUGCCUCCAGUGCUGGCUGAGGAGAAGGAGGAGCCUGCGCCUCGACCCCAGCCCAGGACACAGGGGAACAAGAAGCAGGCGGUGGAGGAAGGCUCAGAUUGUGCCUCGUCUUCCUCUCCAGCAGACAGACUGUCGGGGCGGUCGCUGCCUCUCAAAGCUCGAUACGGAGUCAACGCCUGGAAACGCUGGGCGAUGUCUCCUGACCAAUCAGACGACACCAAAGUAAAGGACAGCUCCAAACCAGGUCGGUCUAAAAGCAACCUGCUGUCUCUGAGCUCAGAGGAGCUGAACGCCGCUCUGUCCCGGUUUGUGAGGGAGGUCUGCCGGCCGGGGGGCGAGCGCUACUCUGCGGACAGCAUCUUCUACCUCUGCCUGGGGAUCCAGCAGCAUCUUCACUCCAAAGGCCGGACUGAUGACCUGUUCAGCGACCCGUGCUACCUGCUCUUUGGAGAAGAGCUGAACAAAGUCUUGAAGGACUGGCAGCCCAGCGUGCUCCCUGACGGCUCGCUGUGGGGCCGGGUGCAGGAGCAGAGUCUGUGGAGCAGCCGGCAGCUCGGCCAGCAGAGUCCGGACGCCCUGCUGCGCUCGCUGGUUUACCUCAACACCAAACACCUGGGGCUGCGCACCGUGGAGCAGCACCUCCGCCUGUCCUUCGCCAACGUGUACGGCCCCGACACCGUGCAUCCUGUCACCAAGGAGACCAGCGUGUGCGCCCGCGUGCCUUCCCUCUCUCAGGAUCACAGUGUGCAAACAACAGGGAAGAGGAAGCGGAGUUCAGAGGACGGCGAUCAGGACUUUGAAGCAGACGAGGACUCGGGAGGCUCGUCUGCUCGCUGCCCGGUGAAGAAGAACGAGACUCGCCUGUACGACCUCUACAGAUCCAAGUGCCCGUCGUUGUUGCGCGAGCGCCUCGACGUCUUCUACGUUCAGCCGGACCCCUCGUGCGGUCCCGACGACCCGCUGCGGUUCAGCUCCACGCCGCUGGAGAGACAGAUCCUGGAGAGUCUGCUCACCAGAGUGCUCCUGGUCAGAGACGUUUACACAGACACACCCCACCUGGAGGAGGAGGGUGGAGGUGAAGCAGCAGCUGGGGCAGAGAGAGAGUAGCACCUUUUGACUUUUGUUUGCAGAACACUCAGUGGAGGAGGAAGCAGGAGGAAGAUAGAAGUGCGUGUGCUUUUCCUGCGUCUCACCCUCUUCCCUCACUUGCUGUUUCCUCCUGGGGAGGGGCGUCCACAACCACGAACUGGAGGAGGAGGAGGAAAGUGGUGAUGAAGAGCAGCCCAAACUGAAGAGAGUCCUGACAUGUGACCUAACUGGGGUUAUGGGAGGAGCUUUAAUCUGUUCUCAUCGUGUAUCAACGGUUAUCAUAUUCUUACGUUAUCAGCAGCAGGCCAAAGGACAGCAAGUCGUGAAGCUUUGUGUCCUCACCAUCGCUCCGUGGAUGGAAGACGGAGCAGAAGAACAGUUCAAGAGUUAUUUUUACAAAGAUUUAAUAGGCAGAGGAAGGGUCUAGUGCCCCCAUAUGAGCAGAUGGAAGAGGGGAGUGCAAGACUGGAGAGUUCUACAAAAGCGAGCAGGUUGAAAUUCCAUCUGUGGUUGCAUGAACUGUACAGAAACCGAUAUUCACGACUGUUCCGUUCAGCAGCUCACCACGCCACAUUAACUGAUGCUCUAUAUUUCCAAUUUCUAUUUUAAUAAAGGAUGAUAAAACACCAAAUGUACUAUUGCGGGAAAAUAUUUUUGCAAUGACCCGUCAGUGAUUUAACUGUCAUUCUAUCCACUUCACUUGCUGGUUUGUAAAGUACCUACUGUUAAAAGAAAGCAACACUAAUAUUGGGUUGAAGAUUUAAAAUCCUUACACACCUACUGUUAGUCUGCUGGACUUCUGCUCAGGUAAAGUUUGUCUUGGGGUUUUUAACAUGAACUGUUGGAGUUUCCUGUUUCUGCGUGAUCUCCAUCAGACCUUUUGGCUCGGCAGAUGUUAGCCAAGAGAAACAUUAUACUAUAUUUUAUUCCAAACUAGUAUAUCACCAUCCAAUCGGAAGACAACUUGCAUUGGUUUCUGUUUUACUUUGUACCUGGAUCAGAAAAGUGACCGCACCCUUUUCCAUUGCUGUUAGAAGGGCAUCUUUUGUACCCACAUGUUUUUAAGCAGAUCAAAUUGUCACCCAACUCGAUAUUAAAUCAAUUAACAUGA
Gymnodraco acuticeps is the source of this 5929-nucleotide messenger RNA. It is a transcript of the gene zmym2, whose product is annotated as zinc finger, MYM-type 2. The transcript is spliced from 24 exons. Gene Ontology annotation, molecular function: zinc ion binding. Lineage: Eukaryota; Metazoa; Chordata; Actinopteri; Perciformes; Bathydraconidae. The record is from RefSeq and is a predicted model, not a curated record. Bases 13 to 4836 code for a protein of 1607 amino acids.